GUAGAUAAACGACUAUUAAGCGAUUAUCGAUUAUCGAUGCUAUUGUGAGUGUCGCUUAGUCGCUCAAUGAGCGACUGUGAAUAGUUUUUAAUCGCUUAUCCUUCUACUGCUAUUUUUGAGUCGAUAGAGUUUGAGUGAGCAAAAUUUUCGUGAUAUAAAUAAAUAAAUAAUGGAUAAAAAAUCAAAAGUGGUUAGCAAUAAGAAGCAACUUGGGCGGCUGGUCCAGCUGAUGCAGGACAAUCAGGACUUGGCGAAAGGAAUUUGCGGCAAGACUCGGGGAAAGCCCAGAUGGGAAGCCAUAGCCGUAGAGCUGAACAGCUUGGGACCACCACUACGUUCAUGGGAAAAGUGGUUAAAGGUUUGGACAGAUUUGAAGAGCAAGACGAAAAAGAAAAUUUCGGAAAACAGGGCAGAAUUUCGUGCAACUGGUGGGGGCCCAAACAGUCUGCACAUUCUCACGCCACUGGAGGAAGGGGUGGCAAGUUUUUUAAGGUACGAUAUUUGUUCGGACCCACCAGGUCAAGAAAUCGGACACAAUGCAAUUGUUCAAUCGGAGGAAAUCCCAGAGGAGCAGGUAGCUUGUGGUAGUGAUUACAUCACAAUAUCUGGGGAAGAUUGUGAAAUGCGUGAAACCCAGGAGACCGAAAUUUCUGAAGUGCAUCGUACUCCAAGAAGAAGAAAAGUUGCCAAUUCUACUGCAAAUGAUAGGAGAAUUGCAUUACUAGAAACGCAAGUAAACAACCAAGCGAAGCAUUUUGAGGCAAUGGAAGAAAGUGCAAAUAAUAUAAAAAAGAGCCUGAAGUAUAUAGAAAGUUCUGUAAGGAAGUCAUACAACCUUCAAAAAGAAAAUCUGGCUAUAGAGAAAGAGAAACUAGAAUUAAAAAAACAAAAACUAAUGCUUCUUAAAGAAGAGGUUGCAAAUAAAAACAGACAUAGAACUGAGAAACUGAAACUAAAAGUUCAACUAUUGCAGCUGCAAAAAGAAAACGUUUCCUCGUUAAUUUUGUAAGUAUACAUUUAAGGCUUAGGGCCAUUUUCACCAUCUCUGGUUAACACUAAUCCCCAGUUAAAUAUCGUUACCGACGGUACUGACUCCAUUCACUUAACAUUGGGUCGGUAACGUCGGUAACAAUGGUUAUCUGGGGAUUAGUGUUAACCAGAGAUGGUGAAAACGGCCCUUAAAGGCAAACUUUGUGAUUUUAAAUUUAACUGAAAUGGUAACAUACAGUCUUUUGCAAAAGUAUGCAACAAAAUUCUACUUAAUUUAUUUUGUCAUCUAAUUUUACUGAUUU
Messenger RNA from Rhagoletis pomonella (apple maggot), 1292 nucleotides. RefSeq lists its product as uncharacterized. The transcript is spliced from 3 exons. The coding region runs from base 170 to 1009 and encodes 279 amino acids. Gene Ontology annotation, cellular component: nucleus. The record is from RefSeq and is a predicted model, not a curated record. NCBI's taxonomy places the organism in Eukaryota, Metazoa, Arthropoda, Insecta, Diptera, Tephritidae.